AUGCAUUGUGGGAAAUGAUGGCAGCUGAAGUAUGUAUUGAGAGUGCGGAAUCUGUGCGGUUCAGCUGAUUUUAACUGCCGAGAAAGACGCUGAGUUUAUAGACUGCAGGGUAACCAAUAUGCUGGCGGUUAGCGGUGGUUUUCUACUGUUUUUGCAGCACGUGAGUUUUGAGUAGGUGCUGGUGUGUGUUGGUGUGUACUGAGGAAACAUGGCUGCGUGUGCGCUGCUGCUGCGCCGCGGUCAGCUGCUGCUGCUGAGCGCCAGCAGAGACAAGAAGCGCUCCCUCAGACUAGCGAGUGUCUGUGGGUAUAACCGGGGCGUGGAGUGGACCAGGACCCGGCCAGCGUGUUCACACUGCGCCUGGCCCAGCUUCCAGCAGACCAGGUCCAUGUCCUCACGGAACAGGCCAAACGGGAAGGUGUUGGAGACCGUUGGAGUCUUUGAAGCACCUAAGCAGCACGGCAAGUAUGAAACAGGCCAGCUUUUUCUCCACAGUGUGUUCGGUUACAGGGGGAUUGUGUUGUUCCCCUGGCAUGCUCGCCUGUAUGACCGAGAUGUGUGUCCUUCACCUUCUGACAGUAAACCAGAGACCCUGGCCCAUGGGUCAAAAGAGGUGAAAGGAAAAACACACACCUACUACCAGGUCCUAAUAGACACCAGGGACUGCCCUCAUAUAUCUCAGCGGUCUCAGACGGAGGCGGUUACAUUUCUGGCAAAUCAUGAUGACAGCAGGGCCUUGUACGCUAUCCCAGGUCUGGAUUACGUGAGUCAUGAAGACAUCCUGCCGUACAACUCAACCGAGCAGAUUCCUAUUCAGCAUGAGCUGUUUGAGCGCUUCCUCAUGUUUAACCCAUCCAAAACACCACCUUUUACCCAAAGGGACACACUCCGAGCCUGGCAGGAGAAGAACCAUCCCUGGCUGGAGCUGUCAGAUGUUCACAGGGAGACGACAGAGAAUAUCCGCGUCACUGUCAUCCCCUUCUACAUGGGCAUGAGGGAAGCACAGAAUUCCCAUGUAUAUUGGUGGCGAUACUGUAUUCGUCUGGAGAACUUGGGCAAUGAGGUGGUUCAACUGCGAGAGAGGCACUGGAGGAUCUUUAGCCUGUCGGGCACUCUGGAAACGGUCCGUGGCAGAGGAGUCGUUGGCCGGGAGCCAGUGUUGUCAAAAGAGCAACCGGCAUUUCAGUACAGCAGCCAUGUGUCUUUGCAGGCGCCAAGUGGACAUAUGUGGGGAACAUUCCGGAUCGAGCGGACAGAUGGCUCCCACUUUGACGUGCGCAUUCCCCCUUUCUCUCUGGAGAGCAAUAAGGAUGAUAAAGCGCCGCCUGCUGGCUAUACUGUAUAAUAAACCCCCACUAGGACCAGUGUGUUAAAGCUUACCAUGCGCCUACUAUGCUGUUCUAUGCACUAUGCCUUAGUGUUUCCCUCUUCAGGAGCUCGAGGUGUGUUUUGAUGUGAAGUGGAAAUAAUAAUAACACACCCUGCAGUAUUAUAAGUCUCACUACAGCCAUAAGUGUUAGUGUUUUAUUUUUUUGUUUUUCAGUGUGCUAAAGAACAAAUUGAAUUGGAAUGCUGGGAACUCUCAGGUAGAUCACUGUAUGUGGACUCAUUUUUAGAUGAUGUAGAUUGAGAACCUGCUUUCCUUGCUCUGUGAUUCUGUAAGGGAAUUGGGAUGUGAUAAAUCCCUCCUUUUCUUUACUUUCUUUUUCCGUUUUCAUUAUUUUGCCUUUUUUUUCAGGGGAAGGAAUUCUUUUUUGUUUGUUUGAGUCUUAUUUAGACAGAGUCAGAAUUUUUCCCACAGGAUAACAGUUAGUAACUCCUGAAUUAUGUUGCAUUUUUAAAGAAUAGAAAACCUGAUCAAGAAAAAAGGUUUUGGUAUGAUCUGAAACUAGAAAAGAAUGAAAUCAAUGGAAGCAAUGGGUAAAUAUUGACUGUUGGACAACACUGCUGAGCUGAAAAGUGGCUGUAUAAAUAUUAAGAUUGCUGUUCUAAUUCUGAUUAUGUUGCACUUCUGAUGUGAGUGUGUUUUGCCAGGUCUGUUUGAUAUGUUCUGAGUGAACAGCCCUUUUUUUUGGGUAUGUUGUUAAAUUAAGACUUGGCUAAUAUUGUACUGUAAAUAAGAAUGUAUAAAACGUAAAUAAAUGUGCAAUUUUGAAAUA
Messenger RNA from Astyanax mexicanus (Mexican tetra), 2159 nucleotides. RefSeq names its product polymerase (DNA-directed), delta interacting protein 2 (gene poldip2). Bases 209 to 1345 code for a protein of 378 amino acids. Gene Ontology annotation, cellular component: nucleus; mitochondrial nucleoid. The transcript is spliced from 11 exons. NCBI's taxonomy places the organism in Eukaryota, Metazoa, Chordata, Actinopteri, Characiformes, Acestrorhamphidae. The record is from RefSeq and is a predicted model, not a curated record. Gene Ontology annotation, molecular function: DNA binding. Gene Ontology annotation, biological process: error-free translesion synthesis.